Molecule: messenger RNA, 465 nt
Organism: Onthophagus taurus
Lineage: Eukaryota; Metazoa; Arthropoda; Insecta; Coleoptera; Scarabaeidae
Source: RefSeq, a predicted model, not a curated record
AUGGCACAGCAUUUUCUCGAACAGAUUGAAUUAUUAAUGCAAUGGCAACAAAUGAGAAUUGCUGAAGAUCAUUUACAAAACUCUCGAAAUUAUCGAUGGUUAUCAAAUAAGCGACCAUCGAUUCUGUGGAUUUCCGUAACCGAUGAAUAUAAAAUCAGAAAAGCUUUAACAAAAGUGGAUGAAGAUCAAAGAUUAAAAGUUUUGAAGCAGCUUGUAAAGUGGUUGGAGGAACAUCCAAAGUCCGCGACUACAAAAAUCCCCGAAAUAUGCGUUAAAUUCUUAGAACAACAAGACACAUCGAACAUCAUUACGAAAGCAAAUCUUUCUAGAAUGUCCAGUUUUAGAAGCAGUUUGCGAAGAUUAUCGUUUUUUCAAAACCGCGUCAUUCCUGAGGUUGUUGUCACACAACAACCCGAUCAUAAAUGCGUAACUUUCAACGAAGAAUUAGUCGUUUAUAAGAUUUAA